Erigeron canadensis is the source of this 846-nucleotide messenger RNA. RefSeq lists its product as uncharacterized. The transcript has 2 exons. The record is from RefSeq and is a predicted model, not a curated record. NCBI's taxonomy places the organism in Eukaryota, Viridiplantae, Streptophyta, Magnoliopsida, Asterales, Asteraceae. The coding region runs from base 1 to 846 and encodes 281 amino acids.
AUGUCUAGUUCAUCGGAAUCUCGUUGUGUCUUUGUCGGAUCAGAUUCAUCAUCCAAAUCCGAUGGUAUGUUCCUACAUAACGCACUUCAGUGGAUGGAAGACACGGCAUCUUCCAACGCGGUUCAAAACCGCCAAACCGUAGAGCGCCAACGCGAAAAUGGUCAUCAAAUUUUACUUAAUGAUUGGUUCGUUGAUGAGCCAAAAUACGAUGACGCUUACUUUCAAAAGAAAUUUCGAAUGGAAAAAAGCAUGUUUUUGAAAAUCGUCGACAAUAUCGAGGCGAAGUUUCCAGAUUUUAGAGACGGGUUCGAUGCACGUGGCCAAGGCAUUUUCAAACCGCUCCAAAAAGUCGCAUCGGCGGUACGCCAACUCGCAACGGGCAAUCCGCCCGACGAGUACGAUGAGUACUUACACAUGGCCACGAGAACAGGCCACGAUUUUCUUGAUCAAUUUUGUGACGCCAUCAUUAAGUUGUAUGGCCCAUGCCCUUAUCCUACUGACCCGAAGGAGGAAAGAUUCAAGAAGUUACAAGAGGGGGCGAGGAAAGAUGUGGAGCGUGCUUUUGGGGUUCCAAAAGGAAAAUGGAAGAUUCUUAGACGUCCUCUCCGACCCCUGAUCAAACACAAGAUUGGUCAGUAUGUUUACGCGACGUGUAUUUUGCAUAACAUGGUGAUAAAAGGGGAUGGUCGAGCUAUCUCGCCGGUUCACAUCAUGGACCAACCGGUCCAACCGGUGUGGGACGAGACCUUUUUAGCGGAGUUACUAAACGAAGACAUCCAUCAUCAUCUUCGUUAUGACCUCAUUGAACACGUGGAGGCUCAAGACUUGGGACAUCUCGACGACUAG